Messenger RNA from Sinocyclocheilus grahami, 1451 nucleotides. Its product is annotated as phosphorylase b kinase regulatory subunit alpha, liver isoform-like. Gene Ontology annotation, cellular component: phosphorylase kinase complex. NCBI's taxonomy places the organism in Eukaryota, Metazoa, Chordata, Actinopteri, Cypriniformes, Cyprinidae. The annotation marks the transcript as partial. Gene Ontology annotation, biological process: glycogen metabolic process. The transcript has 12 exons. Gene Ontology annotation, molecular function: calmodulin binding. The record is from RefSeq and is a predicted model, not a curated record.
GUAACUGUAAAAAACUGGAUCUGAGUGGGCGACCAUACAGGCACAUCGGUGUCUUGGGAACUUCAAAGUUUUAUGAGAUCAGAAAUGGUACUUACACAUUCACUCCACAGUUCAUUGACCAGCAUCACUUCUACUUGGCUCUGGAUAACCAGAUGAUUGUGGAGAUGUUGCGUACAGAGCUUGCUUAUCUCUCAUCCUGCUGGCGGAUGACUGGAAGACCUACCCUCACAUUCCCUAUCACACAGAGCAUGCUGGUUGAGGAUAGCGACAGUAUUGACCCCUGUAUCCUCUCUACCCUCCGGAAGCUUCAAGAUGGCUACUUUGCAGGCGCAAGGGUGCAGAUGGCAAACCUCUCCUCAUUCCUCACCACCUCCUUCCACACCCAGCUCAGCUUCUUAGACAAAGACUCUGAAGAGAAUCUGCUAGAGGAAUACGAAGAGGAGGAGGAAGAGAGUUUUGGGCCCUCAGGUAUCCCUACUGACUCGCAUACAGCUGUUUUGGGAAGCAUUUCUCCCCCCAAAAAUAAAUAUAUGCAUCACGUUUUCAGUGCUGAACACACCACCAGGGACAUCCUUUCUUUCAUGGCCCAGGUUCAGGGCCACAACAUGCCCAAGGCUUCCAUGUAUUUGCCUGUUGCCCCCAUCAUGAGCAAACACAGGAAGUCUCUGAACCUGCUGGAUGUUCCUCAGCACAGUGUUUCUCAUCACACCAAGGCCGAUAGCUUUGACCUGCACUUGCCACAUGAUUCUCAUGGGACCACAGACUUUGCCUAUCUGGUCAAUCAGCUAAAGCAUUGUCCAAGCCUUCAGGACCAGGCAGAUAUCCUCUAUGUCCUCUAUGCUAUGAAGGGUCCGGAUUGGGUAGUAAAUCUGUCAGGACAAGGUGAGGUGACUGUUCGCUCCCUGCUGGAGGAGCUGUAUGUUCGGGCGGGAGCGUUUAAGGAAUGGGGCCUCAUCCGCUACAUUUCAGGCAUCCUGAAGAAGAGGGUGGAAGUUCUUGCUGAGUCCUGCACAGAUCUGAUCUCCCAUCAUAAACAGCUGACAGUGGGUCUUCCUCCUGAGCCCAGAGAGAAGGUCAUCACAAUUCCUCUUCCUCCCGAGGAACUGAUUAGCUUGAUUUAUGAGGCCAGUGGACAAGACAUUAGCAUUGCUGUCCUCACACAGGAGAUCAUGGUGUAUCUGGCCAUGUAUGUGCGCUCUCAGCCGUCUCUGUUUGGAGACAUGCUGCGUCUGCGCAUCGGGCUCAUCAUGCAAGUAAUGGCUACAGAACUUGCUCGCAGUUUACACUGCUCAGGUGAGGAGGCGUCAGAGAGCCUGAUGAGCCUCAGUCCUUUUGACAUGAAGAAUCUCUUACAUCACAUCCUGAGCGGGAAAGAGUUUGGUGUAGAGAGGAGUAGUGAGUAUCAGUCAGCCUUAGUUUUCAAGCUCUUUAGUCCAGUGAGUAUUUUUUGG